AUGACCCUGGGUAUGGGGGCUGGGCCACGUGAUCCGACCAGGCCCGCUGGCGCCUUGGCGCAUGAUGCAAUACCCCAAAUCCAGCGUAUCUCUGAGAACGGGCGCUUCAGCCUCACCACUUGCCCGAAUAGGCAACCGAUUUCGCCGCCUUCCCGCUUCACUCUCUUCACCACCUGCGCACGGGCGCCCUUUGCAAAACCACCUGACAACCUGACAACUCCGCUCCUCUGCAUAAAACCCUCCAUCGCCUCCUCAACUUUUGAACUCGGAGUCAUCGCUGACUGGGCAGAAAUACUAGUUCUCCGAUCGUCAAUCCAUCCUUCUCUCACUCCCGUCCGCCACGCAUCCGCAUCUGCAGGCGCAACUAUGACGACGUCGACACCAGCCGGCCUCCACCGCCGUCUUCUCCACGACAUCGCCGAGAUCCAGCAAGACCCCUACCCAAACGUGCACCUCCACAUCAACCCAACGGACAUCACCACAACAUGCCUAAUCCUCACGCCCAGCGAGCAUGAGCAGCCGCUGCACCUGACCAUCACGUUCCCGGACAACUAUCCGCUGCGCGCGCCCAGCGUCACCAUCCAGAGCGCCGUCGACCACCCCAACGUUUUCAAUAACUACAUCUGCGCGUCGAUGCUCAACACGGCCGAGGGUUGGACGCCGGCGUACACGCUCAAGGGCAUCGUCAUCCAGCUGCUGAGCUUCUUCUCGAGCGAGGUGAUAGAGCAGGACUAUGGGGGUGUGGUCGAGCUUUCGACUUACCGGGCUGAGAGCCGCGCCCAUGAGGAUUAUCGACGCGCCCGGCAUCAGCAUUACUGCAGCACGUGCGGCUUCGGCGCUUCGUGGACUCCGCAGCCGCCGCCGCCGGAGGAGAAGAAGAAGUCCGUCGCUACGUCCCAGCAGCUCUCGCGCACCACGACUACCUCGAAGCUCUUCGACCUCCCGGACGAAGUAAUCCUGCUCCUACUCUCUCACCUCCCCACCUCCGACAUCCUCUCCCUCUCCUCCGCCCUCCCCACCAUCGCACACAUGCUGCACUCCUACGACUUCAUCCGCAUCCGCGAACUGCAAUGCUUCGUGCUCAAGAAGUCCUUCCUAGCCACCAACCUCGGUAUCGGCAUCAGCCUCCACAGCAGCAGCGGGGGCAAGCGCGCCGUCUUCCGCUCGGAAUUCGACCUCCUCUCAGCCUCAGCCUUCACCCAGUUCCGCGUGCGCAAGUCCAUCCAAGGCGUCCCCUUCACGCACUGGCUGCCACUCCCCCUCUCCCAGCGGCACUGGAACGCCGUGCGGCGCGACGCAGCACUAAGCCUGGAGAAGCUGCACGCCGCAGCGCGGCUCGAGGGCAGCCAGCCGGUCGACGUGCUGUUCCACUUCAUGACCACCAUCGUGGUGCAAUUCUCCGCGGACGCAGACCGUCCCUCCAACGCCCACGCGGCAGACGCGCGCAGCACGCUCACGCACGCCUCCGAAAAAGCCGUAGACUCGUACUUCGCGCUGUUCCACCUACUCCUCUGCCUGGCGACCGAAGACCCCGUGCUCAUCACCUCCGCGAACCGCACCGUGGUGCGCUUCCUCGCGGGCCCGCGCGGAAAAGCACACUUCCCCGACCUCGGGCACCUGCUCGUCGCCGCGCUGCUGUCCGACGCGGGCCUCACCGAGACGCUCGUCUUCCACAUCAUCAAGGAAGCGGUCCUGCGCAACGUCGUCUGGAUGCUGGACGCGCGGGGCGCCGGGCACGCCGAGCUCGCAUAUCUCGAGCCCGGGUGCGAGUCAGACUACCGGCUCAGCAGGACGUUCGAGGCGGGCCGGACGUCCUACCGGCUGCUGAUGUUCCUCAAACUCUUCAGCAGCACGGCGCGUACGCCCGACACGUCCCUCGCACAGCUGCGCGACGCGCUGUUCGCGACGCACGGCGCGCCGCCGCCCGGCACGUCCGCGGCGAUGGCGCGCCAGAUCCGGCAGAUCCGGGCGAUCAGCGAGUUCCCGGGCUUCCUGGAGGCGAUGGGGAUCAGCGAGAUGCCGACGAAGGACGAGUUUGGCGCGUUCUUGAAGCGCAGCGUGGAGGAGAGCGUGGAUGCUGGGUACUCGGUUAUGCCGAUGACGCAGAGCCAGCUGUUUAUGAUACGCCGGGUACGGGAGCCCAGCGUGGACGCGAGCGCGGAGGUGGAGAUUACGCCGGCGUUGGAGCGGUGGUUUGAGAUGGGCGAGAAGUGGUAUCGGAAUGGGUGGGAGGGGAGGCCGAGUUUCUUCCCGGGGCGGGGUGGGAAUGGAGGGCGGGGACGGGGACGGGGACGGGGUGGUUGGAGGGGGAGAAGGGGUGGUUGA
Trematosphaeria pertusa is the source of this 2325-nucleotide messenger RNA. RefSeq lists its product as uncharacterized. Bases 1 to 2325 code for a protein of 774 amino acids. NCBI's taxonomy places the organism in Eukaryota, Fungi, Ascomycota, Dothideomycetes, Pleosporales, Trematosphaeriaceae. The record is from RefSeq and is a predicted model, not a curated record. Gene Ontology annotation, molecular function: protein binding. Gene Ontology annotation, cellular component: endoplasmic reticulum; cytosol. The transcript is spliced from 2 exons.